UAUAACUACUGUGCAGUGUUGUAUGAAAAAUUUUAAUCCAUAUCAGAAUGUUGCUACUUCAUUAAAAACUUACCUGGAGGUGUGUUUUGUUUCAUUUACACAUGUUUCAGUAAUCUUUUAUUAUUAGUCAGUCAGUCUACAUCUCCAAAGCUCAAAAUACUCUGUUCCACCUUGUGAUGUCAGGACGCGGCGCUUUUCAAGUUAACAGCUACAUUUUACCUUUUGUUUAGCAGAGAUUGGCAAUUCCAGGGUUGAAAUUACACAAAUUAUCCUAAUGAAGGUGUAUGGAGUUUAAAAACACAGUGGAGCACUUCCUGUACUACUACAUGUCAUCACAAGGAGGAGUUUUUCCAGUUUCAAAGAAGAACUCAGCCUAAAUAUGCAGGCUUUGUGUGUUAAACAUGUGUGAAUGAAACAAAACACAACUCCAGGUCUGUUUGUGAUGAGGACAUAUUAAAACAUAGUACUUUUAAGGCUUUAUAAAACAGGUAGGUAGAGAGAGGUUAUAGACAUGGGGUGUAUGUGCAAUGCUAUACCAACGAGCACUUUGCUUUUGUUUUUAUUAUCUCACACAAUCGCAGCAGAGUCACAGAUCUUCUAAUUACAGGUUAUAUCUAUCAUAAUCCUUUUGACAGGAGACAGAGUUUAAUCGGAUUAUCCACACUACCUCCUCAAAUCAAGUCAUUUGCUUCAUCGUGGACAAAAGUACUACUAAAAUUUGACUCUAGAUGUGCCCAGAUUGAAUAAUACCGCAAUAUGUAUGACAAUAUGAUAUCCACCGGUGUUCAAGUGCACAAGUGGGAAAGCCUAUUAGCCCCACCAUUGGUCCAAGGAGGAGAUUGAGGUUAGUCUAAGCCCUAAUCCCUGUGAACCGUAUGCUUACGCCCCACCAGACCCUGUAAAAACCUUGACUCCACCCACUCAAGCAGCACAUAACACAACACGCAACAUCUUCACACGCUAGCAACACAUCACUAGCAUACGGCACUGUUUGUUUUUCACUCCAAUUUUCAUCCCAAAUCUUCCUCCGAGUGUGUCUCUGUUGCAAAAGGAGGCAGCGGGAGUAGAUUGAGUAGUUUCCCAGUCGCCAUGACUACCUCACACCCCAUCUUCCUGUUGCCACGGUGACCCGAUCCACAUCCAUCUGGGCUCUUGUUGAUGAUCGCGAUCAGUGCAGCGGACGGAGCGUGAAGCCGGGGAGAGCGCACUUCGGGGACAGCGGAGAGAGGAGUGGAGGACAGUGAUGAGGGACUGACUCCGGGGGUUGCCUGGGAACAGCAGCAUGCCAGUACAACAGAUUACCGUGGUACCAGCCAGGGACAACGGCAGCACUGGCAAAAGCUCCUCACGCCCCAAAGACAAGAGUGAGGGGAAGAAGGCGCCUGGACGCUCAGGAAGUCGAUCCAGCAACAUCUCCAAGGUCAGCAACUCAACAGGACUGACCACUGCUUCGAGAACCUCCGUUACCCCAUCUUCUCAGGACAUAUGCAGUUCUGCCCCCCUGUCCCGUUUAGAAGAGGAUGAGUCUGAGGCACAGAACUCGGAGAAGCACACAAGCUCCUCUACAAUGACAGUAGCCAACGCACCUGUCUCCCCCUGCACCGCGCCGCCUCCCAAAAAACAGGUGAAGCGACGCCACCGACGCAAAGCCCCCACCUGCCCCUCCCUCACCUGCGUGGAACAUACCUCUAACCAGGACCUGACCGAGCGCAGCCUGAGCUCGGACCGCAGCGACAGGGGAGAGAAGAGGGAGCGGCCAGCCAAAACCAGGAAGGACCUAGCCCCUCGCCUCCGCUGCUCCGGCGCCCCCGAGACCGACUCCACCUCAGACGAAGACGCAUGGAGACAGGCACGCAGCUGGAGCAAGGAGAAGGCCAGGAGGGCUCGGAGACGCAGCCGGGAGAGAGACGCAGUCCAAACAUUUGAGAACAAAGUGGAAGAGAUGGAGCUGCAGUCUAUAAGUUCAGAAGAGGAGAAAGAGAACAAAGAGGAGAUGAAAGAGGAGAGCAGUGGAGGUCUGAAGAGGCGUCACGGGAGCAAGGCGUCAGUGAAACAAGACAUAUCUAGAGACGAGGCAUCAGAGGUGAGGGAGACCACUGUGAGUAAAGACCACGAGGAGAAGUCCAACACCAGUACGCCGUCCACUGAGGAGGAGGGGCCAGAGGAGCUCAUCACCAAACGCUAUCAAGAGAGGGGUGCAGGGGGUGGGGACAUGUCAGUGCCCGUUCCUCAGGCCCACUGCACGGGCAACGGGGUCACCAUGCUGCACCCAUGCUCUGACUCCGAGACAGAGGUCUGCAGGAUCUGUCACUGUGAGGGAGAUGACGACUGUCCCCUCAUCAUGCCCUGCCGAUGCACAGGGAGCCUCAGUUUUGUCCAUCAGACCUGCCUCAACCAGUGGAUCAAGUCCUCAGACACACGCUGCUGUGAGCUCUGCAAGUUUGACUUCAUCAUGGAGACCAGGCUCAAACCUCUACGCAAGUGGGAGAAGCUCCACAUGUCCAAAAGUGAAAGGAGAAAGAUCUUCUGCUCCGUCCUGUUCCACCUCAUCGCCAUCGGCUGCAUGCUGUGGUCAGUCUACAUCCUGGUCAAGAGAACAGCAGAGGAGGUCCGAAUAGGGAAGAAUGACGAAUUAUGGAGACUUUCUCUUACGAAGUACUACGAGUCCGGGGGUGUGCUGGAGUGGCCCUUCUGGACUAAGCUUAUCGUGGUGGCCAUAGGCUUUACUGGAGGACUCAUCUUCAUGUAUAUCCAGAGUAAAGUGUACCUACAGCUGUGGCACCGACUCAAAGCCUUCAACCGCAUCAUCACAGUACAGAACUGCCCUGACAAGGAGCUGCACAACCCCCAGGCCCGCAGGUCUCACCACAGCACUCACAGUGUGGAGGUCCCUGUCAGCCCGGAACCUGUCAGCUCAGCACCUGUCAGCCCGGCACCUGUCAUCCCUGUACCUGUCCCCACACAGGAUCACCCAGACUCGGACAUGUCUGUGGAAGCUGCUGUGGCUCCUGCACACAGCCCUGUCUGACUGUUUUACACUCAUUUGCACAACUGAGAUCUGUCGAACACAUAGAAUUUCUGCAGAAUACAAACUCAGAGGGAAAUAAUGAAAAAGGAUCCUAAAGCCAUCUUCUUAAGACUGCUGUGAAGUUUUACUGUUUCACUAUUUGGUGAAACCUAUUUUUGUAUGCACGAUGUAAAAUGCAUCGACACUCUUGGCAGUACUGUUGAAAAAGGGAGUAUUGGUACACUAUUGCACACAGGGAAGUUUAGACACUCCAGAGCCUCUGUCAUACUUGUUUUUGUAGUCCUAACAUCUUGUUCACACUUUCUGUAUGAAGCACUAGUUUGGAAUUAUUUGAU
Molecule: messenger RNA, 3363 nt
Organism: Boleophthalmus pectinirostris (great blue-spotted mudskipper)
Lineage: Eukaryota; Metazoa; Chordata; Actinopteri; Gobiiformes; Gobiidae
Gene: marchf1
Product: membrane-associated ring finger (C3HC4) 1
Exons: 8
Coding region: 1283-3028 (581 amino acids)
Biological process (GO): protein polyubiquitination; immune response; antigen processing and presentation of peptide antigen via MHC class II
Cellular component (GO): late endosome membrane; early endosome membrane; cytoplasm
Molecular function (GO): ubiquitin protein ligase activity; zinc ion binding; MHC protein binding
Source: RefSeq, a predicted model, not a curated record